Messenger RNA from Leptopilina heterotoma, 1791 nucleotides. RefSeq names its product leucine-rich repeat extensin-like protein 2. The transcript is spliced from 2 exons. Bases 36 to 1670 code for a protein of 544 amino acids. The record is from RefSeq and is a predicted model, not a curated record. NCBI's taxonomy places the organism in Eukaryota, Metazoa, Arthropoda, Insecta, Hymenoptera, Figitidae.
UAAACCAAACAGUUUCAGUUUGAAAUAUCAGUUUCAUGAACUUCUUUCUCGAGCUCAGAUCUCGAUUCGGAGAAACCAUGAAGUUAAUUGUGUUAACAUUCCUCGUAUUGGAAUUAACAUUAAUCCAAUCAUCUCCAGUGACAAAGAAAGUUGAAAAGAGGACGGCAAUUGAAAGCAUAAAAGCCGACACUUCAUCAAAAGCAGUGAGCCUCAAAGAAAGUUCUCUCAAGUUUGAAAACAUCAAACCUCUAAUUCCAAAAGUAUUGAAGACCGGCUUGAUAAAAGAUGAUACGAAUAAAUCAAAAAUAGUCAAGAGAAACGAUUUGAAUCCAGUGGAAAAUUCCGAGAAUGAAAGUUUAAAUCGUGAUAAGAAAUCGUGCCAUAUUUCUGGAUCGCAACCAAAUAAAAUAUGUCUGGAAGUCGAUUGCGGUUCACCUGAAAUGGUCGUCUGUCAGGAAGAUCGUCCACAGCAACAACAGCUUAUUCAAGUAGCUCAACCGUUACCGCAACCACCACCUUCUGCACAAAUAAUUCAAGUACCCCAACCGCAGCCAGCUCCUCAAAUUAUUCAGAUACCACAACAGCCUCCUCCUAGACAACAGAUUAUUCAAGUACCCCAACAACCAUCUCCUCCACAAAUUAUUCAAGUACCCCAACAACCACCGCCUCCACCUCAGACACAAAUAAUUCAUGUUCCCCAACAACCACCGCCUACUCCUCAGACACAAAUAAUUCAGGUAUCCCAACCUCCUCCUAGAACUCCUCCACAAAUUAUUCAAGUACCCCAACAACCACCGCCUCCACCUCAGACACAAAUUAUUCAAGUACCCCAACAACCACCGCCUCCACCUCAGACACAAAUAAUUCAUGUUCCCCAACAACAACAACCACCACCACCUUCUCCACAGAUUAUUCAAGUACCUCAACAACAACAACCACCACCACCUCCUCCACCACAAAUUAUUCAAAUACCCCAACAACAACCACCACAACAAUCCUACUCUCAAUGCAUCGUUUCACCAUCUUCUCUUCCACCACCCCAACCACAAGUACUUUAUUUACCUCAAUCACCACCACAGCCUUCUCAACAACAAAUCCUUGAAAUUACAUCACCUCCAAUCAUCCCACCUUCCCCAAUUUAUUAUCAACUCUCCCAACCAUCUGCACCAGCUCCACAAUCCUCUGCUCUUUGCAUCGAUACAACACCAUCUACCAGCAGUUCGGCUCAACUUCAAUUUGCCUCAUCACCAAGUGCAUCGUUUCAAAUUCGACCCUAUCAAUUUCAAACUCAGCCUCUGAGUUUCUCAACGCAAUCAAUUGCACCCCAACCAUCGCAACAGACGUACAUGACAAAGCCAAUUAAUUUGUUCAAUACUCAAAAGGCAUCGUCAGCUGGAUGCAUUCAUACUUAUUUGCAAGGAAAACCGGGAUUAUUGCAGAAUAAACUUUCCAAUUUGUUCGGUCAAUGUUCCUGCACUACAUCGCCAGUUCAGCAGCAACUGUCUUCCUCGUGGGGUGGUUUAUUGCCUCAAGGAUCAAGACUCGUCAGAGUACCGGAAAGAUCUGCUGAUGCUGUUGAAUCAACUCCACAAGCCGACAGUAAUAAUUCACAAUCUAAAACUGCAAUCAAUACCAAUCAACCGAAUUUGACUCCUGCUACACCGGCAUAAUUUUUUUUAAAGAUUGAGAGAAAUGAUAUAUAUUUAUUUAUAUAUAUAUUUUUUUAAAAUGUAUUGUUUUAUUAACUGUAAAUAAUAAUUUAUAUAUAUUUUUUUCUUGUUUAUGUUUAAA